Messenger RNA from Thermothelomyces thermophilus ATCC 42464, 1831 nucleotides. RefSeq lists its product as uncharacterized. The transcript has 4 exons. Bases 256 to 1644 code for a protein of 462 amino acids. Gene Ontology annotation, molecular function: ATP hydrolysis activity; proteasome-activating activity; ATP binding. NCBI's taxonomy places the organism in Eukaryota, Fungi, Ascomycota, Sordariomycetes, Sordariales, Chaetomiaceae. Gene Ontology annotation, biological process: proteasome-mediated ubiquitin-dependent protein catabolic process. The record is from RefSeq and is a predicted model, not a curated record. Gene Ontology annotation, cellular component: proteasome regulatory particle, base subcomplex.
UUUGCCUGGUGUGCAGCGGCGCUGGGCUCGCCUCGAUUAAGCUCCGUCCCUCUGCUCCAGUGCUCCCAGGAGCCUCCGCCAACCUCGGAUCGAAUCCCAACACCUUGCACUGGCUUCGCGAAUCCUGAGCGCCCGGUUUAGGAAAGCAGGCAUUACCCACACUCGGACCAUAGAUCUUUGAUUUCUGCCCGCGAUUCUUCUGUUUCACCUUUUCACAAACCGCCCUACAAUCGCUUGUAACCGCCGCUGAUCGCCAUGUCCACUCUCGAGGAGCUUGACGACCUCGACCGCCGUGAGCGCGAUGACAAGGAUAAGAAGGUUAAGAACGAUGACAACAAGGGGAACCAAAAUGGCGGAGAUGGAGACGCCGAAAUGAAGGAUGCGGAGCCGGAGGAAGACGACGUCCUCGACCCAGAGAUCUUGAGCCUGAGCACCGAAGACAUAAAGACCCGCCGGCGCUUGCUCGAGAACGAUGCCAGAAUCAUGAGGAGCGAGUACCAGCGGUUAUCACACGAGAAGGCAACCAUGGCUGAAAAGAUCAAGGAGAACAUGGAGAAGAUCGCUAACAACCGUCAACUGCCAUAUCUCGUCGGCAACGUCGUCGAACUUCUAGAUCUGGACCCGACUGCCGAAUCAUCCGAAGAAGGCGCCAACAUCGAUCUCGAUGCCACUCGGGUGGGCAAGUCUGCCGUCAUCAAGACGUCCACACGCCAAACCAUCUUCCUCCCGCUGAUCGGCCUCGUCGACCCCAACAAGCUGAAACCCGGUGAUCUUAUUGGUGUGAAUAAAGAUUCAUACCUCGUUCUGGAUACGCUGCCGGCCGAGUACGACAGCAGGGUCAAGGCCAUGGAGGUUGACGAGAAGCCGACCGAGAAGUAUACCGAUGUCGGUGGUCUCACCAAGCAGAUCGACGAGUUGCUCGAGGCCAUUGUAUGGCCCAUGAAGGAGGCGGACCGGUUCAAGAAGAUCGGCAUCAAAGCGCCAAAAGGUGCUCUGAUGUACGGCCCCCCUGGUACCGGCAAGACACUGCUUGCCAGGGCCUGCGCUGCUCAAACCGAUGCAACUUUCCUCAAGCUCGCAGGGCCACAGCUUGUCCAGAUGUUCAUCGGAGACGGCGCCAAGCUUGUUCGGGAUUGCUUCGCCCUCGCCAAGGAGAAGGCUCCGGCGAUCAUCUUCAUCGACGAGCUGGAUGCCGUUGGUACCAAGCGCUUCGACAGCGAAAAGAGCGGUGAUCGUGAGGUGCAGCGGACCAUGUUGGAGCUGCUCAACCAACUCGACGGGUUUGCCUCGGAUGACCGGAUCAAAGUCAUCGCCGCCACGAACCGCAUCGACGUGCUGGACCCCGCCCUCCUCAGAUCUGGCCGUCUCGACCGGAAGAUCGAGUUCCCGCUGCCCAAUGAGGAAGCUCGUGCGCAGAUUCUCAAGAUCCACUCGAGAAAGAUGAAGGUCGACGAGAAUGUCAACUGGGACGAGCUGGCUCGCAGCACAGAUGAGUUUGGUGGUGCCAUGCUCAAGGCUGUGUGUGUUGAGGCCGGCAUGAUCGCCCUGCGCCUGGGCAAGAACAAGAUCGGACACGAGCAUUACGUCGAUGCCAUUGCCGAAGUACAAGCCAAGAAGAAGGAUACCGUCAACUUUUACGCAUGAGCAUUCCGACGUCUCUUGGGACCACCAGGCAGAUUUUGCAACGUCACUUUCAAUGUGGUUCAUAGAAACACGCCUGCUAGUUUGAUUAUGCGGGCUGCUUGUGUAAUACGACGGGGCAUUAGCGUUACCAUUUGCCGUUGCUUGCCCAAGUUACUUCAUCUAUAACCGUGCGAUUUGGACUGCUUCC